AUGGCACAUGGCGCGUCGAAGACAUCCGAGACACAUCCUUCCUCUGAUGACGGCCUUACCUUCUACCCGGCAUACUGCUACAAAGCCUCACGCACGCACUUCGCAUGGGUAAAGUUGAGCGCAGUAAAUGUCCAUAGACUGGUUCGUCGCAGCGGAUAUGAAGGACAGAACAUCUAUUUCUACAAAAACCACCCGAUACAAUUCAUCUGUCUGGCGGGUAUAAUUGUUUCGCGUGAAGAACAGACUCGCAGAACAGUAUUGACGCUGGACGAUAGCUCCGGGUCGAAUAUUGAAAUCGUAUGUUCGAAGAAGCUAGUAGAGCAGCCGGGAUCGGAAUCUCAGCGCGCUGUCGAGGCUGGGGCAGUUACGGGCACCGUGUCCGCCCCCGCGGUAUAUAUGACGUCUACUACCCAUGAGCCGAUAGAUAUCAGCUCUCUAGUGCCGGGCGUAAUAGCCAAACUGAAGGGGACGGUGAUAUCGUUCCGGAACAUGAAACAGCUUCAUCUCGAGCGUUUUGUGCUCCUAACGGAUAUGGCUGGUGAGAUACAAUUCUGGGAUGAGCGGACGCGGUUCUUGGUUGAUGUGCUUAAUAGACCCUGGCACUUGUCUGCGAGGCAGAUAGAACAGCUGAGGAUCGAGGAGAUUGGUCUAGAGGAAAAGAAGAUGAAGAAGGCACGGGUCAGGGAGAAGGAUAGGGCAAGGAGGGAGAGUAAGAGGGCAGAGAGGGAGGAGAAAGACUACGAGAGGAUUGUUAGGAGAUAUGAGAGGGAAGAAGAUGUGAGGAGGACUUAUGCCGAGAGGUGUAGGGAGAUUAGCGGAAGGUUUAAGAAGGCUGGAAGGAGAUAA
Molecule: messenger RNA, 846 nt
Organism: Microsporum canis CBS 113480
Lineage: Eukaryota; Fungi; Ascomycota; Eurotiomycetes; Onygenales; Arthrodermataceae
Product: OB-fold nucleic acid binding domain-containing protein
Exons: 2
Coding region: 1-846 (281 amino acids)
Source: RefSeq, a predicted model, not a curated record